GAUGGACAUUGCGGCAUGGAGGCCAACUCGUAUCCCAAAAUUUCUGGUCUAUGCCGAACGAGGCAGAAUAGCUCAGACCCUAGGCUUAACGCCGUUUCUGGCACAAGCGCACCUCAGGCCUCAUGCCCCGUUCAUUUUCCUUGUUAUGCAUGCAGAGUAGCCAGCGUCGACGGCGUCUCGUUGCCGUAAUCUCACUCUAUAGCCCGUUCACAGACUUGGUAUGCUAAGCCCUUUCGGGUUUAUGGCAAUCUCCCACCGAAGGAGACGUGGUGGCACCGAAGAUAAUCUUCCAGCAACAAAAAUGCAUAUGCGCGAAAGACUGCUUACGGAAAACGCGUAAUGACUUUAAUAUCUAUGCUCAUGGACCAUGUGCGUCUCUCAGCGAGUCGUAUAGAGGAAAGGCCCUGUAUACUAUCUGACUUCCUAUGCCCCUACAUUUUCUGGUAAUCUGGCCCCUCAAAGAAAGUUUGACUCCGUCUCGUGUUCCACGCCGAGAUGCUCUG
Molecule: messenger RNA, 503 nt
Organism: Stereum hirsutum FP-91666 SS1
Lineage: Eukaryota; Fungi; Basidiomycota; Agaricomycetes; Russulales; Stereaceae
Exons: 1
Coding region: 16-189 (57 amino acids)
Source: RefSeq, a predicted model, not a curated record